AUGGUAUUAGCGCUGUGCCAUUUCCUUCCACGUGACGUGGUGCUGCAGUUUGGGUUAUUUUUACUCUUGGUGUCGUGUAUUUUGCAGGCUAUUUUGGUUGGAAACCAUGGCAAGGAAAGCGGGUCUGGCACUAUUGUUGCACGUGAUGGCGCAGUUGGUGCGGGCGAGAUUGUCCACAUUGGAGCUCGCCCUGCAAUGUACACGGCAGCUGGAGCCAAGAUUUGUGCGUGGUCGAACAAUUCCGACCUCAUUUCUGUGGGGUGCGCACGUUUUGUAGAGGCAUUUCACGUGGUUAUAGGACUUCUUUUAUCUAGCUUCAUUGUGAGUGUGCUGUCACUCUUGUUUGCCAUGUUUUGUGUUGUUCCAAUGAGCAGGACAACCACUUCUUUGGUGUUGCUUACGCAAUUGUCUUUGUUUUUUCCGGCACUUCUACACACGGCAGCUAUUGGUUUUUUUUUUCAACGAUGCGAGCACUACGCAAAAGAUGUUGCGAGCCGCAGUGUUUUUUCUGAUGCGAAGGUGAAAUUUCGUCUGGGAUAUUUGCCGAAGCUGGCGAUUGCCUCAGAGGUGUGUUUGGGUGUCGGUUUUUCAAUGCUUUUUAUUCGUCUUUUGCUGACUCUCUUUUAUCGACAGUCGUUGAAGAAACGUGACGUGGUACGGCGCGACAUUGGGCGGUUCAUGCGGCACCACCUGGUGAACGACGAUUGGGAACGGCAAAAAGCGGUACUACAGUCGCAUGCGCGCAGUGUGCAGUUGGAGAUGGUUGCGUGCGAGGUUGAUGCGGGGGCAGCAAAGAGGAACAGGGGUGGAGUGGGUGGCGCAGCGAAUGGCGAGACAGAAGAGGAUGGGUCUGAGGGCUUUACUUUCAGACCCACACCCGCCCACUCGGUGAUUGCGCUCGAAACAGGGAAGGGUGCGGGGACCAGUUCGGUGGCCAACGAGCCAUCUUGUCACCCACCAAGUGAACCGUGA
Molecule: messenger RNA, 972 nt
Organism: Trypanosoma conorhini
Lineage: Eukaryota; Euglenozoa; Kinetoplastea; Trypanosomatida; Trypanosomatidae
Product: putative dihydroxyacetone phosphate acyltransferase
Exons: 1
Coding region: 1-972 (323 amino acids)
Source: RefSeq, a predicted model, not a curated record